Molecule: messenger RNA, 7041 nt
Organism: Punica granatum (pomegranate)
Lineage: Eukaryota; Viridiplantae; Streptophyta; Magnoliopsida; Myrtales; Lythraceae
Source: RefSeq, a predicted model, not a curated record
GGCGCCAAUCUGAGUAGACGCAUUUCUCUUUCCUUUUCGCACUGGAGACGGAGGACUCGACGGCGAAAUGAACGGCGACAGCCGGAAGCGGGACCGACGGGACCUCCGGAGCUUCAAGAGGCAGAAGAAGCUUCUCCGCAGCGCCGAGGAGGAGCUCGAGUCCAAGCUAGGUUUCGAUCUCUUCUCUGAAGGAGAGAAGAAGCUCGGUUGGCUACUUACUUUCGCUCCCUCUUCCUGGGAGGAUCCGGAGACGUCCAAAGUCUAUAGCUGUAUCGAUCUUUAUUUCGUUACUCAGGAUGGUACAAGUUUCAAGUCGAAGUACAAGUUUCGUCCUUACUUCUAUGCUGCUACGAAGGACAAAAUGGAAAUGGAUGUGGAGGCCUAUUUAAGACGGAAAUAUGAAAGCCAAGUUGCUGACAUUGAGAUCAUGGAGAAAGAGGAUCUCAAUCUAAAAAACCACUUGUCUGGGCUGCAGAAAUCUUAUCUAAAAAUAUCAUUUGAUUCUGUGCAACAAUUGAUGAAUGUGAAGAAUGACCUUUUACAUGUUGUGGAGAGAAACCGGGCAAAAAUGGAUGCUGCAGAAGCAUAUGAGUCUAUAUUAAUGGUGAAAAGAGAUCAAAAGCCCCAAGAUUUUCUUGAUUAUAUUGUUGACCUCCGUGAGUUUGAUGUUCCAUACCAUGUACGCUUUGCCAUUGACAACGAUGUACGGUGUGGUCAGUGGUAUGAUGUUAGUGUAUCCAGUACUGGUGUCAUGCUCGAAAAGAGAAUUGAUCUACUACAGCGUGCUGAAGUUCGUGUCUGUGCAUUUGAUAUCGAAACUACGAAACUUCCUUUGAAAUUUCCUGAUGCUGAAUAUGAUCUUAUAAUGAUGAUAUCAUACAUGAUUGAUGGCAAAGGUUACCUGAUUAUCAAUAGAGAGUGUGUUGGUGAAGAUAUAGAAAAUCUAGAAUAUACCCCAAAGCCAGAAUUUGAAGGACACUUUGAAGUGAUGAAUCUGAAAAAUGAGUUAGAACUUCUAAAACGAUGGUUUGGCCAUAUGCAAGAGCUCAAGCCUGGUAUCUAUGUCACAUACAACGGAGAUUUUUUUGACUGGCCAUUCCUGGAAAGAAGAGCUGCUUACCACGGGUUGAAAAUGAGUGAUGAAGUGGGAUUUCAAUGCGACAACAAUCAAGGGGAAUGCCGCUCUAAGUUUGCUUGUCAUUUAGAUUGUUUUGCUUGGGUCAAACGUGACAGUUAUCUUCCCCAAGGGAGCCAAGGCUUGAAGGCUGUGACAAAGGCCAAAUUGGGUUAUGAUCCACUUGAAGUAAAUCCAGAAGACAUGGUUCGCUUUGCAAAGGAGAAACCUCAGAUGAUGGCCUCUUAUUCUGUUUCUGAUGCCGUUGCAACUUACUACUUGUAUAUGACCUAUGUUCAUCCAUUCAUCUUUUCUCUGGCAACAAUAAUUCCCAUGUCGCCGGAUGAGGUUCUACGUAAAGGUAGCGGAACCCUCUGUGAAAUGCUUCUCAUGGUCCAGGCAUAUAAAGCAAAUGUCAUUUGCCCUAACAAGCACCAAUCAGAUUCAGAGAAGUUCUACAAUAAUCACCUUCUUGAGAGCGAGACUUAUAUAGGAGGUCAUGUGGAAUGCCUUGAGAGUGGAGUUUUCAGAUCUGACCUUCCGACUCAGUUUAAGCUUGAUCCAUCUGCUUAUCAGCAACUGAUUGAUAACCUUGAUCGCGAUCUGCAAUAUGCAAUAAGAGUAGAGGGUAAAAUGGAUUUGGAAACAGUCUCCAAUUAUGAUGAGGUGAAGAAUACUAUAAGGGAAAAGCUUGCAAGUUUGCGGGAUGAUCCUAUACGUGAAGAAUGUCCCCUUAUAUAUCAUCUGGAUGUGGCUGCUAUGUAUCCAAACAUUAUAUUAACAAACAGACUUCAGCCACCAUCAAUAGUUACAGAUGAAGUCUGUACUGCAUGUGAUUUCAAUCGUCCGGGCAAAACUUGUCUCCGGAAGCUGGAAUGGGUAUGGCGUGGAGAAAUUUUCAUGGCAAAAAGAAGCGACUAUUACCAUUUGAAGAAGCAGAUUGAAUCUGAGUUUGUUGACACUGGGGAUGGACAACUAUCAAAAUCAUUUCUCGACUUACCUAAGAAAGAGCAGCAGUCCAAGCUCAAAGAGCGGCUUAAAAAAUAUUGCCAAAAGGCAUAUAAAAGGGUGCUUGACAAGCCUGUCACUGAGCUUCGAGAAGCAGGGAUAUGUAUGCGUGAAAACCCAUUUUAUGUUGACACAGUUCGCAGUUUUCGCGAUAGAAGAUACGAAUAUAAAGGACUUAAUAAGGUCUGGAAGGGGAAGCAGUCGGAAGCCAAGGCCAGUGGAAAUUCUAUUAAAAUACAGGAAGCACAAGACAUGGUAGUGCUGUAUGAUUCAUUACAACUUGCUCACAAAUGUAUUCUUAAUUCAUUUUAUGGAUAUGUCAUGAGAAAGGGAGCAAGAUGGUACUCUAUGGAAAUGGCUGGAGUAGUCACAUAUACUGGAGCAAAAAUCAUUCAGAAUGCUCGCUUGCUGGUAGAUAAAAUUGGGAAACCACUUGAACUAGAUACAGAUGGUAUCUGGUGUGCACUUCCCGGAUCUUUUCCAGAAAAUUUUACUUUCAAGACAAAAGACUCAAAAAAGAAGCUGAUGAUUUCUUAUCCAUGUGUUAUGCUUAAUGCUGAUGUGGCAAGAAAUAAUACAAAUGACCAAUACCAGACCCUAAUUGAUCCCAUCAACAAAACAUAUGCAACUCACAGUGAGUGCUCAAUCGAAUUUGAAGUGGAUGGACCAUACAAGGCCAUGAUUCUUCCUGCUUCUAAGGAAGAGGGGAUCUUAAUUAAAAAACGUUAUGCCGUCUUUAACGAUGACGGUACUCUUGCGGAGCUUAAAGGUUUUGAGAUCAAGAGAAGAGGUGAACUAAAGCUUAUCAAAGUUUUUCAGGCUGAACUUUUUGACAAGUUUCUCCAUGGUACAACCUUAGAAGAAUGCUAUUCAUCUGUUGCUGCUGUCGCAGAUCGCUGGCUUGACCUUCUUGAUAAUCAAGGGGAAGAUAUUGCAGACAGCGAGUUGCUAGAUUACAUAUCAGAGUCAAGCACCAUGAGCAAAUCCUUGGUAGACUAUGGUGAGCAGAAGUCCUGUGCUGUGACUACUGCAAGACGCCUGGCUGACUUUCUUGGUGAAGCUAUGGUAAAAGAUAAGGGGCUGCGAUGCCAGUAUAUAGUUGCAUGUGAGCCACGGGGAACACCCGUUAGUGAGCGUGCUGUUCCAGUUGCAAUAUUCGAGACAGAUGAAAAUAUAAUGAAGUACUACAUAAAGAAAUGGUGCAAAACCUCAUCAGCUGCUGAUAUUCGGUCCAUUAUAGACUGGUCUUAUUAUAAGCAACGUCUUAGUUCAGCAAUACAAAAAAUUGUCACUAUUCCUGCUGCAAUGCAAAAGGUUGCCAAUCCUGUUCCUAGGGUAGUUCAUCCUGAUUGGUUACACAAGAAGGUCCGUGAGAAGGAGGACAAAUUUCAGCAGCGGAAAUUAUCUGAUAUUUUCAAAACCCUAAACAAGGAUGGCAUAUUAAAGACCAAUGAUGGCACUGUUGCCAGCACCUGCUUGAAUGAAAAGAGUGUGCAAGAUAUAGAAGACUUUCAUAAUAGAAAGGGAAGUUCCACUGACAGGCCUAGGCCAAUUGUUCGUCAUUAUGAAGGGAAUACUGAACGACAUUCGGACAACGGAAUUCACCAAAUCAAUGGUCAUCAGAAGGAAAUUAGCAAGGAAAGUGAACAUCAGGAUCCAUCAUCAAUGCAGCAACAGGCUAUGCCUGUGCAAGAUAUAGACAGAAAUCUUGAUUACCAAGGGUGGCUUGAAUUGAAAAAGAGGAAGUGGAAAGAAACUCUGGAAAGGAAAAAGAGACAAAGGUUAGGAAAUUCAAAGAAUUCUCAUCUCACUAAUGGGCCUUUUAAACUGGUGGAUGAUGGGAUGGGCAAUAAAGCCAAAGGAAAAUCAGGAGUGACUUCAUAUUUCAAAAGGCGUGAUGUAGCCCUAACACGCAGUUACUGGCAGAUCUUACAACUGAUAAAUUCGAAGAAUGGCCAAUUUUUGGCUUGGGUGGUAGUUGAUGGGAUUAUGCUUAAGAUCCCUAUACAUGUGCCUAGAGUAUUUUAUCUCAACUCCAAAGGAUCAAUAACGGAAGAAUUUCCAGGAAGGCGGGUCAAUAAGACUCUUCCUCAUGGAAGGCAGAAUCAUAACUUGAUAGAGGUUAUAAUUGAUGAAGUUCAAUUUAUAGCAGAAAGCAAAAAACUCGCAGCACUUUUAGCCGAUCCAGAAAUCGAGGGACUCUAUGAAACAAAGGUGCCAUUAGGGUUCAGCACUAUCCUUCAGAUCGGCUGCGUAUGUAAAGUUGAUAAAACAGCCAAGAAGAGAAAUGCCCAGGAUAGUUGGAGUCUAAGCGAAUUACACAUGAAGACUACGGCAGAGUGCUCGUAUCUAGAACAGUCUGUUUCAUUCUUUUAUCUAUAUCACAGCAUGUGCGAGGGACGAGCUAUAUAUGCUGGUUAUUUUCCUGCACUGAGAACGAUACAUGUUGUGGUGGUGAAUCCUUUCCAAAAUAGAGAUUUAACUGCAUCCUUUCUCGAUAAACAAUUCCGUGAUGCUUGUCAAGCUUUGGAUAUUGAAUCACCUUUAUUGCAGAAUGGUGCUACAUUUAAGGUGGAUUAUGUAGGACAUGUCAAGGAUGCUGAAAAGAUCUUGCUACGAUCGAUAAAUGAGCACAGGCAUGAUGAUCAUGGGCCUACCAUCGCUGUAACUGAAAGCCCAGAAAUGCAUUUGCUGAGGUCCUCAAUCCAAGCUCUAGAUGAUUUCCCAUGUGUGAGCAUCCCCUCGAAUGCUCGGGACAGCCAGUAUCCGGCUGUUGGUUGGCAACAAGUAGCUGCGAGAAUUGGCAUGCAACGUUGUGCUGCAUCAUCCCGAUGGUUGAAUGAAAGGAUAUCUCUUGCAAGAUAUGCACAUGUGCCGGUGGGGAACUUUGAACUUGACUGGCUUAUGUUUACGGCGGAUAUUUUCUUUUCAAGAGCAUUACGUGAUCAGCAGCAGGUGCUCUGGAUAUCUGAGAAUGGUGUUCCAGAUCUUGGAGGCACUAACGAUGAAGAUACAUGUUUUGCUGAUGAGGUUCAUCAACCAGUUCUUAUCUAUCCUGGAGCAUAUCGAAAAGUUUCAGUGGAGCUAAAGAUUCAUCACCUAGCUGUGAAUGCCCUUCUGAAAAGCAACCAAGUGAAUGAAAUCGAAGGAGGCGCUUUGCUAAGUUUUGAUGAAGAUGCGGGUUCAGGGUUAAAUGCUUCCGAUAAGAAAUAUGCAUAUGAUGAUACGACUUCUUGUGCUUCUGCCUUCCGUGUCCUGAAACAGUUGAUUCAGAGAUGCCUUGCUGAUGCAGUCACAUCCGGAAAUAUCUAUGCUGAUGCUCUACUGCAGCAUCUGUAUAGAUGGCUUUGCAGUCCAAAAUCGAAACUUCAUGACCCAGCUCUUCAUCGCAUGCUUCACAAGGUCAUGCAAAAGGUAUUCGCACUGUUGUUGGCCGAGCUUCGGAAGCUCGGUGCAUCAAUAAUAUUUGCUAACUUCUCAAAGGUUAUCAUAGACACAGGAAAGUAUGAUAUAUCAGCAGCCAGAGCUUAUAGUGAUAGCUUGGUGAAAACCUUGCAAAAUAGGGACUUAUUUGAGUGGAUUGAGCUUGAACCAGUGCAGUUCUGGCACUCAUUGCUUUACAUGGAUCAGUAUAAUUACGGUGGAAUCCCUGUUGAAGCUGAUGAAAUCAUUUCAAGCUGGAGCAUCGCCGAGCACUUGCCGCACGCAAUUCAGAAUCAUUUCAUCACCAUCGUGUCCGAGUUCAUUCAAAUUCCCUGGGCCUACGUGCAAAAGGAAGCGGCAAACAGAUCGUCUUCGACCGACGGUGAUUUCUGUACCCCAUCAAUCACUAUUUCAGCAGCUGAAAUGUUUGAAUCAUGCGUGGUGGCAUAUCUCAGGGAGAAGAUCGGCUCGCACUUCUCAGACAAACUCUUGAAAGUCAUCCGAGAUAUGGUUAUACACAUGAAAGGCAUCAACAGGUCCGAGGAUAAUGAUCACAGAUCACCGGAAUCAUCCCAACCUUUAAGUGGUGCAGAAGGAGAUUUUACUUUGGAGUUCAUAAAACAUGUCUGUGCAGUUCUGGCCCUUGACCAAACUGUUCAGCAUGAUGUUCUGGUGAUGAGAAAGAACUUGUUGAGAUAUGUCCGUGUAAAGGAAUUCGCUCCGGAGGCUGAAUUUCGGGGUGCCUGCCAAUCCUUCACCUUACCGAAUGUAAUAUGCAGCUACUGCAAUGACUGCAGAGACCUGGACCUGUCCCGGGACUCGUCCCUCUUGGUUCCAAACCAAGAGUGGCAUUGCAGAAUCCCACGCUGUGGGCAACCCUAUGAUAGGCAAGUGAUGGAGAACGCUCUCCUCCAGAUUGUGAGGCAGCGGGAGCGGCUCUACCAUAUGCAGGACCUCAUCUGCCUCCGGUGCAACCAGGUGAAGGCUGCACACCUGUCGGAGCAAUGCAACUGCGCCGGCUCAUACAGGUGCAGGGAGGAUGAGUCCGAGUUCCGAAGCAAGAUGCAGAUCUUCCUUAAGGUAGCUGACAACCAGAAGUUUCAGCUUCUAAAGGAAUGUACCUCGUGGAUCUUACAAGUCAGAUGACAUUCCUCAUACUGCGAUUCCUGGAAGUUCCGGAGAGGAUGAUGGUUUGUUUCAAACAGAAUCAGUCGAUUAUCUAAACCUUGUUAGGAGGUAUUGAAGUCAAGAGCUUUAUCUUGUGCCGGAGAAGCAGUACGGGCCAGUGAUUACCAAGCCGGGGAAAGUAUACAAUAAUGCAAGGAUGGUGUGUCGGUCAGUUCAUCAGUCUUAGGCUUCUGAGAUUUGGAUGGUCCAAUUCUUAAUCCUCAUAGUCUUCACAAGCUGUAGAUCCAAAUUGUAAAUAAUUAUAGUACCUGAUUGCUUAUGAUAUAUAAUUAUUCAUCGCGCUUCUAAUUCAUUAUUCAAUUAUCAUA